AUGCUCACCCCAGAAGAUGACUUGGAGCUCCUGAACAGUGAAGGUCAAGCAGCAGAUGAGAGCAAGUUUGCUUCUUUCUUUUUAGGACCUACUUACAGAGCGAUCAAGGAUGUCGUUUGGGCCACUGGCUUGGUUGUUAUCUGCCUGUGUAUAGCUGCACUGAUUUUUACAUACACGGAAAGAAAUUGGGAAAUUUUAGACAGCUCCAUAGGUGAAGGAGAGUGGGACAGGGGAUAUAUAGAUACCUUAAAGUUCAAGGAUCUGAGAAUGAGAUAUGAGGACAUUGAUGAAGCUUUACUUGGUAACAAAACAGACGUUGCUAGAUAUGAGGUUAUUGUAAAGCAGCAGUGCCUCACAAAGAGGAAUGUGUUUGAUUUCAUGUGGCAUUUUGGAGGUUCAGUUGAUUAUGUUAUAUCUGUUCUCACUACUACUGGCUGGGGAGUCAUGAUUCCUGUUUCCGCAGGUGGUAAAUUCUUCACGAUAGUCUAUUUCCUAGCAGGAAUUCCCAUCAUUUUGCUCUUUCUCUACUCCUUGGUGGACAUAAUUGAUACAGUGUUCACCAAACUUAGGCACAAUCUUGCAGACAGGAUCAAAACAUAUGAGGAUAACCCUGACGGCUGGGCAUUAUAUUCAGUAAGUGGGAUACUGUUUGCUCUACUCACUCUGGUGGUGCUUCUUUGUGCUGGCAUCUCUGCAAGACGUGAACACAAGUGGAGUAUUGAGGGGGCUGACUUUGUUCCUGGAUGGGCUGAUGAUGGAAAAGGGAAUUGGGUGUACUGGGAUGCUUUUUAUUUCCAAAUCGUAUCUAUGCUUACAGUUGGUUAUGGAGACUUCCAUCACCGGGCUUAUGACACUUCGUUUGGAGCAUGCCAGUUCUUCUUUGUCUUCAUACCUAUCUGUUUGUUUUUGGCACUUUCCAAAACAAUUGUAAACCAGUUCAAAGAAAAGAGGGCUCCUAAACCUGUCAGCACAGCAGGCCAUCAAUAAAGGACAUAGUGAAAUUAUGUGAGUAUUGUGAAGUGUACCCACAGUUUUUCGAACGUUGUGAUAAUUUCACCAAUUUUCCUCCCUGCUUGUAUCUGCCUUAGAUUGUCAUUUUCAUAACUGCAUCUGGUCCUAAUUGUGCUGUGAAUUUUAGUUUUCUCAGUUGAUCAGUACUCAGUUUUGGAGCUAAACUGCUGAUCAAAUUUCAUUGUGUUUUUUAAACCAACCGAAGCCGAACCCUUAUUCCAUAUAAUUUUAGAUUUCAAUAUUAUUGUAUUCAUAGACAGAUAGUUUAACUUAAUUUUUACUGAUCAUAUGAUAUGAUACUAAUAGAUUCCAGUUAUAGAUCAGCUCAUUUUGGGCCUCUAAUGCUCUUUUACAGCUGGCGAUAGGUUGGUUAAUGGUUUUAGAAUUAUAAAAAAUUAUUUCAUAAGUAGUAAGUUGAUUAUAAGAUGAAUUGUUAAUUUCUAUAAUUGAAGGUUACAUGCUAUAUCCAGUUGACAAGUGACUUCAAAGUACAAACUAUAGAUCAUAGAAUAAAAAAUACAGAAUUUAGAAUUUUAAAAUAAGAAGUGUAAUUUAUGUAAAUAUUUAAUUUUCUGACUCACUCUCAUUCUCGAUGACGUAGAAUAAUUGUUCAGAGCAUGAUUUUAGUAGUAUGAAAAUUUUUAGAAUUUUUAAUAAUGCAUGAGAAUUAUUUGAUCGAGCAUUUCCCAGCAUUAAGAUUAAAGAUGCAUUAGAAAAUUAGAAAACUAUAUGGACACGUUCAUUUGAGUUUGAGGAUAUUGGUAAACAAAAAUAAUAGCGUUUUUGACGAUAGUGGCUUAAUUUUGACAUCUAUUAACCUAGCACGUUCAGAAGUUCUGAACAUUAGCCACGCAACCCAUACUCCCAUAUGCACCGCUCAGAAAGAAAAUCUAUUGUUGUUAGGCACUAUAAUGUUUCAAAUGUCACAUUUUGUGUGACUUAGUUAACUGCAGUUGUCUAAUUAUCAUUCCUUGGUCUGAAAUAUAGUAAAUUAGGUCAAUCUAACAAUUAUGAUACAACAUUGGUUAAA
Molecule: messenger RNA, 2041 nt
Organism: Bolinopsis microptera
Lineage: Eukaryota; Metazoa; Ctenophora; Tentaculata; Lobata; Bolinopsidae
Product: potassium channel subfamily K member 3-like
Exons: 1
Coding region: 1-987 (328 amino acids)
Biological process (GO): potassium ion transmembrane transport; stabilization of membrane potential
Cellular component (GO): plasma membrane
Molecular function (GO): potassium ion leak channel activity; outward rectifier potassium channel activity
Source: RefSeq, a predicted model, not a curated record